GACUUAUUUACUUCUUCAUACGUUUUUCUGUUAAGUGGGUGUCAUAUCGUAGUUGUGAAGCCGAUCUAAACAACAGUGAGCAGAGACAAUGUUGUGAUUAUUAACGAAGCAAACGUGCCUGGAGAGAGUUCCUGGAAGUUAAAAUCCGAGCUGUGCCACUGCCAACAGUGAUGUGUUGUAGGAACUGUGACACAUUAAGUAACUGUAUUAUCCGUCACCCGGACUAUCUGCAGGGACUAAAUAACAUUAGGCUACCGCCGUGUGUAGAAAGGGAUUGUGUCAACAACAAAUCCAGAGAUAGUGGUGUUCGCGACGAGGAGACUUUCCACAUCAAAGAUGUCAACAUGCAGCAUAUGAAAAGAUCUCAAACAUCUAAUCUGAUAUCUUGGACUACAUGCAAUCAUCACCAAGAUACUUUCCCCCUGAGGACAACAAACAGCAUGUUUAUGAACAGGGGGAAAAACAGGAGUGAAGAAAACCUAAAGCAGUAGAACAUUUAGGGAAUAGCCUCCAGUUUUUGACUAUGUGAAUGGAUUAGAAAGUUGUUUCUGCCUGCUGUAGUCUACACCUCUGCAGUGUUUCUGUACUCAAUUAUGUAGGGGGUGAAUCUUGACUAAAUAGACUUGUGUCACCAUCUGUGUUUUGCGAGCCUAAAUAAAAACAGCCAGAAGCAAGGAGGCGAAUAGACUGUAAGGCUUGGUGGUUUGCAGGAUUAGCCCAUAAAGAUGCUACAGACGGGUAACUUCUCACUGGUGCUGCUGAUCCAGCUGACACUGUUGGCCUAUGACCUCUUCGCCAACUCCUUCAGUGAGCUCCUGAGGGGAGCGCCUGUCAUCCAACUAGUGCUUUUCAUCAUGCAGGACAUUGCCAUCUUGUUCAACGUGAUCAUCAUUCUGCUGAUGGUGUUCAACACCUACGUGUUCCAGGUCGGCCUGGUGUCCCUGCUGCUGGAGAGGUUCAGGGCUCUGCUGAUGUCCUCUGCUCUUUACCUGACGCUUAGCAUCUGCUUCCACUGCUGGGUGUUGAACCUUCGAUGGCUUGACUCAAACCGCUUUGUUUGGACAGAUGGUCUUCAGGCUCUUUUUGUUUUCCAGAGAACAGUGGCAGUGUUGUAUUACUACUUAUACAAACGAACAGCAGAGUAUAUGGGAGACCCAAGGCUGUACGAGGACUCUCUGUGGCUGCGGGACGCCUUCGCCAAAGCUCGUCAGUGAAGAAGUUUUGAGAGACUUAAAGGAAUACUUCACCAUCAAAAUGAUCAUUUAUAUAUCAAUUACUCACCCCAUGUUACCUGAAUUCUUGAAGAAAAUGUUAAAUGAAGAAUCCCAAAAAGGAGAACAAUCUUGAUGAAUUGAAGUAAAUGGGGGCGCCAUUUAAUAGAUGAAUUAUACCAAAACAUGCGUUUACAAACUCACGUGGUAUAAUAAGUACAUGCAUUUUCUCAACUAUUUGAAAUACUUCUGCAUCAGCAGUCUCACACUUGCGCAGGCGUGCUUCUCCGUCCAUGAGACCGUUUACAUGGAAGUUGAUAAACGCAGCCCUCAUUUACCUCAAGGGUUUUGGAUUUUUCUUUCACCAUUAACUAGUUUUUUUCAAGGUAACAUGGGGUGUGCAAUUGAUAUACAAAUGAUCACUUCGGGGUGAAGUACUCCUUUUUAAAAGGAUCUGCAAUGAAUCAUUACAACACCAGGCAUCAGCAUCAGCUAUUUGGAAUUUGACUAUUUUCACUUUAUUUUUUUUAAAGCCAAGAAUGAAGCAAAGUCUCGAGCAGUUUGGGUUUAAGCCAACUGAGCAGUCGGUUAAAUGGUUUAAAGUGGCAGGUAAGCCAACCAUAGUAGUAUUGUAUUAACCAGGAUUGUGUCAGUUAAUCUAUGUGGCCUUUGUAAAUCAAUUAGUUGCAGACAGAAUGCAACACAUUGAAAGAAUGUUAAAAGUUCAUUGUUGUAGAUGCCAAGUUUGUUUUGAUUUGUGCUAAUGUACCAUCAGAACGGCGUGUAGGAAUAGUUAUUCCCCUCGCAAAGGAGGAAACGUGUUAUCUUAUUUUUGCCUUAUGUAAGACUAGUAUGUGCUGUUUGUGGUAAAUGUCAUUUCAAUAAGCGAAUGUUCAUGUGAAUCCAAAUGUCUUGAGUGGGGAUCUUUGAACCGUGUUCCCGCUGUUUUUAAUAAAUAAUCCUUCUCUAA
This is a messenger RNA of Cottoperca gobio, 2181 nucleotides long. It is a transcript of the gene tmem138, whose product is annotated as transmembrane protein 138. The coding region runs from base 726 to 1214 and encodes 162 amino acids. The transcript has 5 exons. The record is from RefSeq and is a predicted model, not a curated record. Gene Ontology annotation, cellular component: cilium. Lineage: Eukaryota; Metazoa; Chordata; Actinopteri; Perciformes; Bovichtidae.